AUGCCACCCCACACAACUGGAAACCUCUCCGGGGUCUCCCAGCAGGAGUUUGUGCUGGUGGGAUUUGAGGGUGGCCCUGAGACCCAGGCCCUGCUCUUUGUGGUGUUCCUGGCCCUGUACGUGGUCACCAUCCUGGGGAACCUCACCAUGAUCGUGGUCAUCACCCUGGAUGCCCACCUCCACUCCCCCAUGUACUUCUUCCUCAAGAACCUGUCCUUCCUGGACCUGUGCUACUCGUCCGUCAUCACUCCCAAUGCCCUCGCCAACUUCUUCUCCUCCACCAAGAUCAUCACCCUCAUGGGCUGUGCCUCCCAGUUUUUUUUGUUCUUCUCUCUGGGUAGCACUGAGGCUUUCCUGCUGGCCGUCAUGGCCUAUGACCGCUUCAUGGCCAUCUGCAGCCCCCUGCACUACCCCAUCACCAUGCGCCCUUUGACCUGCACCUGUCUGGUGCUGAGCUCCUACUGUGGAGGCUGCCUCAACUCCAUCGUGCAGACCAGCUUCACGUUCCGUCUCCCGUUCUGCAGCUCCCACCGGAUCAACCACUUCUUCUGUGAUGUGCCCCCACUGCUCCAGCUCGCCUGCACGGACACAACCCUCAAUGAGCUAGUCAUGUUUGGACUCUGUGGGUGCAUCGCUGUGGGCACCACAUUCGUGAUCCUGGUGUCCUACAGCUUCAUCACCAUGACUGUCCUGAAGAUGCGCUCUGCGGCCGGGCGACGGAAGGUCUUCUCCACCUGUGGCUCCCACUUGACUGCAGUCUCCCUGUUUUAUGGGACCGCGUUUGUCAUUUAUGCCCAGCCAGGAGGUGUGGAUUCCUUGGAGCAGGGAAAGGUAAUGUCCAUUUCCUACACCCUGGUCAUCCCAAUGCUGAACCCCCUCAUCUACAGUCUACGGAACAAGGACGUGAAGGAGGCCCUGCGGAGGCUGGGGCAGAGACAUGCAGCCACGUGA
Messenger RNA from Choloepus didactylus (southern two-toed sloth), 951 nucleotides. RefSeq names its product olfactory receptor 12-like. Gene Ontology annotation, cellular component: membrane. Gene Ontology annotation, molecular function: G protein-coupled receptor activity; olfactory receptor activity. The transcript has a single exon. Lineage: Eukaryota; Metazoa; Chordata; Mammalia; Pilosa; Megalonychidae. The coding region runs from base 1 to 951 and encodes 316 amino acids. The record is from RefSeq and is a predicted model, not a curated record. Gene Ontology annotation, biological process: G protein-coupled receptor signaling pathway.